AUGGACAUUUUUCCGGCGGAUAUUGAAGAUGGUGGCUACGGCCAAGCUCUUCCGACAGAAGAAAGUGACAAAGACGACGACGGAGGAGAUUUGUGCCGGAUUUGCCGAUCACCGGAAGGACCAGACGAUCCGUUGAGGUAUCCUUGCGCGUGUAGAGGAUCCAUAAAGUACGUUCACCAGGAAUGUCUCCGUCUCUGGCUCAACCGCCGUGGAAACAAACAGUGCGAGAUAUGUAGGCGUAGCUACUCGUUCGUCCCUGUUUACUCUGAGAACGCACCAGAGAGGCUUCCGUGGCAUGAGUUUCUCAGAGGACUAUCACGAAGGUCACUGCGUGUCGCUGCUUACGUUUUUGUGAGUCUCUUCAACGCGUUUUGCUUUUCCUUGCAUCCUUGGGGUCGAAGGAUGGCGAUUGAGAACCAGAGAGUUUUCCAAGUUUCUGAGAUGUUCGCUUUUCUCUUGGCUGGCUCCUUCUACAAUGCUAUGAUUGCGUAUCUUUGGAUCAUGAUGGUGGUUCUAAGGCCUCUUCUUAAAGAUAUCUUAAGGCUUCUCCGUGAGAUUUAUGGAGGAAUUCUUGUUGUAUUUGCCAUCAGUUUUUGGGUCUCGUUCUUCUUCGUCCUUCUUCCACUUGUGAUGGGGAGACUUGUCGUCGGACUGCUACUUCUUAUCCAACGUACGGGAGUAGCUACGCAGCUUCUUUCAGGAGACCCACUUGCACAAGAACCGGUCUUUCUUGGGUAUUUGACUAUGCUUUCACUAUCCUUGGCUUAUCUUGGAAGAAGCUUCGCUACUCUGAGUCGAGACACAGUUCAAGCCAUAGCCAAGAGAUUAUCAACGGGGUUUAUCAGGAUAGCAAUGACACUCCCUUACUUCAUAUGGAUUCGUUCAGCAAAAAUGUGGAAAAAUCUUUAUAUGGUUAACGAUGGCUUGGUCUUAUGUUUGAAGUUUGGGGCUUUCCCUAUGGUCCUUGGCUGCUGGUUCGAUUUUUGCACACUCCCUGUACUUGGAACCACGGUUUCAGAGAGGCUUGAGUUCUUUUCGGAAUUUCCCCUCGUGGUGAUGCUACAUUGGUCGUUUGGACUACUUUGCUUGCAAGGGGUUUUCAUUUCAAUGGAGCUUAUCCAAAAGAUCUUGCAGAAACGACCAUUUUGGUUUCUACUAGAUGUUACUGAUCCAACCUACAAGACCACUAAACUGCACCUUGGCCAAUAUCUCUUUGCACUGGCUUUCAAUGGAUCAUUGGUGGUGAUUUUGGUUCACUUACCAAUAUUGACUAUCACUUUCAUCAGCCCCUCCUUUUUCCCGAUCCAACUCUGGUUCUAUGAUGAAAGCUUUAAGCUUCUCCCAAUGGUUGCUUAUAUAGCGUUUGCGAGAUCAGGACCAAUGGAGUGGUUAGUCAAGAUUAUUCAACCAGCUAUUGAACCCAUAGUUCACAAGUGGAUACUUACUGUCAGUUCCUGGCUCCAGUUGAGCGACUUCUUUCUUGAAACCCAUGCAAACCAGAAUGUGAGACCGUUGUUUCAACCAGAGCUGGAGGCUCGUGGUAGUUGGUCUCAUGUGUAUUCCAUAGGUGAAGGCUCUCUAGUAAGAUUCUAUGGAUCUCAGAACGAUACCACUUGUGAAGACGAUACUGACGAAGAUAGUUGCAGGUUUAUACUACUGAGGAUCGGAUUGAUGUUGGUUCUAGCUGCUUUGAGCCUGUGUCUCAUUAGUACAAUCUCCAUGGCUUUGCCAAUUCUGGUGGGAAGGACUUUCUUCCACUGUAUCUCAUUCAUCAUGAUAAAGUUCGGAAUCAUAAAGGACGAUGUUUAUGGAUUCUGGAUUGGAUGCUAUAUCCUGCGAAAAAUCUACAUCGGGACUUCCUUCAUAUUAAAUCAUAUCAGGAUUAGAAGAACCGAUUUGCUUCUCAACCUUGCUCUGCUGUGGAUGCGGAACGCCUUACUGUUCUCCAUCUGGGUCUCCUUCAUACCAACAUUGCUUGGUCUCCUUAUCGAUCUUAUGAUCAUCAUCCCAUUACAAGUGCCGCUAAGCCAACCCCCAGUUUAUUCAUUGCUCCGAGAUUGGUUGAUCGGACUAGUUCUUCUUCACAUCUGGACCUAUCUAACUAUGUUCACGCGUGUCAACUGUUUCGCAACUGCGGCCUGGCGGGAGAAGCUCAAGAGAAUCAGGAGUGUCGGAAUCAACAGGCUUCCAGUGAAGUGGCUGCUUGGAAAAGUCAUUUGUCCGAUCAUAAAUACUCUUCUAACCACUCUAGCACUACCUUUCUUGGUGGCCCACUCUCUAUUCCCAUUGCUUCAGUUUUCUGGUGCAGUCAACUUAGCCGUGCAGAGGCUCAUAUGGCCGGUGUUAUUAGCCAUCAUCAUCCUAGGGUUCGCAGCCAAGCUCACCCUCAAACUGAUCCAUUACAUUCACAGUCUUGAAUACGAUGAUCGAUAUAUGGUGGGAGACAGAGUGGCUGACUUCGUAUGA
Eruca vesicaria subsp. sativa (arugula) is the source of this 2466-nucleotide messenger RNA. The record is from the annotation of a GenBank genome assembly. NCBI's taxonomy places the organism in Eukaryota, Viridiplantae, Streptophyta, Magnoliopsida, Brassicales, Brassicaceae.